AUGAAAAGGCAAAAAAAAUCGAAGCGGGAUAAGUCAGCCUCGCAUACGUUUACACAGGGACCAGGCUCGGCCCCGAAGCAGUCAAAAGCCCCUCCCGUUGAGGAAAUUGAAAACGAAGUGCCGAUAGGCGCAAUAUUAAAUCCGUUAGGACAACUACUAGAGCUGCAGUUCUUCCACACAACCGUCCCUGGCCUUCUCUUGCGUAUAUUAGCCCUUUGCAUACCUUACCAACAUCACUUGACCAGGAUCACCAUUCGGUGGGGCAUCAUAGACUGCUACACGAUCCACGAGAUCAAUAGAAUUUUGCCCCAGUCACAAAUAUCAGAACUUUACCUGGAUGAUUCCCCUUUACCCCACCGCUGUUAUGCUCUGCUCCUCAUAUAUCAAACUCGACUGAAAUGUUUAAGUCUAGACCGCUGUCGCUUAGACGACGACGACUGUAUUGAAAUCGCAUCAAAAUUAGUUCACCCGUAUCCAGCAUCGAAAAAUAUCACCACACUAUCAAUGGCUUCAAACAUGAUAUCUAACACUGGAGCCGGGUCCUUAGCUACAAUGCUGCGUAGCAACCGUCAGCUGCGUCACCUAAAUUUAACUGGAAACAGAAUAUCAAAUAACGGCGCUGUAGCUAUCCUAACAAGCUUAAUGCACUUUCCACUGACGACCGAUGAAAUUGUCUCCAAACGCCUGCGCACAAUACAAUAUAUAAAGUUAAGGCAAGAAAUUUAUUCGAAGUGCUUUAACGAGGUACUAAUAUCAUCAGCUGGGGUGGAAAAUAGGUCUGAUGACCGCAGGGCUUCUAGGAAGAAGCCCACGGCACGGCUUAAGUCUGUGCCGGCCACGUCGUUGAUAAAAGCACUUUCGGAGGAAGACGCGAUCGCCAAAGCAAAAAUGAUGACCACGGAAUUGAUCGGUACAAAUAAUGAGCCAUUCAACCGUGAUUAUACUUUCGUAAGAGAUGGACUGUUAUAUUCGAACGGCAAUUUGACUUUAUGCUAUCUGAAUUUGUCGUACAACAAUUUGGGACAUCCGAGCACGGUAAAGCUGGUAGAAGUGAUGCAGUAUCAAGAAGAGAGAAGAAGGUCAGAACUCGGUUUAGUGCGUGUGGUCCUAGACGGCAAUCCUCUGCCAGAAAGCAGUUAUGAGCUUCAGCAGAUGCAGAGAUUGUUUGAUAGGACUGAUAUGACAAACGUUAUCAAGACGGUGCGGAAAAGUGAAAAAAUAUCACAACGUAUUGUGAGACGAUAA
Molecule: messenger RNA, 1245 nt
Organism: Leptosia nina
Lineage: Eukaryota; Metazoa; Arthropoda; Insecta; Lepidoptera; Pieridae
Source: the annotation of a GenBank genome assembly